AGUCGCCGCAGCCCGCAACCAUGUGGGAUUUGAAUAUUUGAUUAUUGUCAGUCUGUCACUGUCUUGAUUACGACACCACGUCUUGUAUGUUACAAUAUAAUUGGGUUUUAAGUUAUAACCACCAAUUUUGAUGCAAAUUAAUCUCAAAUCACAAUUCACAAUAAUUGCAAAAAAUGAAUUCGCUAGUCGCAUCAUUAAAGGCCGAUGAAGCAGUUAACUGGUUUCAGAAACGUUUGAACAAUGCUGUUAAUUAUGGACUUUCUUCUGAAGAAUGCAAUAUGUUUGACAUUUUUAUUACAUCAACUUUGGCUGAUGUUGACAUAAAAAAACAGAUAAUCAAUAUAGUACUUCCAACAUUUUUUGAUAACUUAAUUUCAAGAAAAGUCGAUAAAUCGACUAUAGAUGCACAGGCAACUCUAAUAAGAUUGUUUAUUAAAUAUUAUGGAGGAACAUGCAAUCAGUUCAAGAAUGCAAUGGAUAAAUUUACAACUAAAGCACUAAGCGAGUGUUUUAACGAAGAUAAUAUUGUUUUCAAAGUGACAAAAUAUCUUGCAUUAUAUCCUCAAUGUGGUGGUCGUGGGCAACAAGGUAUUCAUCAUGCUGAAGCUUGGACUUGUCAAUUUAAUGAUUAUUUAUACUCUGCCAAUUAUUUUUUGAACCAACUUUAUACUAAUGUUAAUUUCUUCUUUGGAAUGGAUGGGACUGAUAAUUAUGAAGGAAAAUUUGAUGUGUCAAUUUUCAAAUUAUCUGAACUUAAACAAAUGACACCAAAAGAACGUUAUGAAAAGUUGACAUCAUUAUUUAUAUUUUUCAAUACAGCAAUUCAAUCAAUGUUGUUGUCCAUGUUUUCUACUGUCAAACAUUUUGAUUCCAACAAAGUUAUUCAAUUUGCUCUUUGUACUUUAUCUGUUACUUCGGAAAAACUUAACGCUACAAUGGUUACUGAAGAUGUCAUUGCAUUGGAUUCUGUUUUAUGGAAAUUACACUCUUCUGCCAUCAAAACAAUUUCAGCUCUUAUUAAAUGUUGUGGAAGGAUUUUAAUACCUCAAGGAACAUUAAUUUGUCGUAUUUUAAUACAAUCCUUAAACAUGACACAUUAUAAUUCAUCAAAUACUCAAUAUGGUACCACAAGAUCUAAAUUGCAACAGCGUGUGUUAACAUAUCAAGUUCUAUGCUCGUGGCUAGCUGUAGCUGGGUCACAGAGUUCACUCGAAUUAUUCAGUGAAAGCCUUACUUCUGGGAUUUUAUUUGAUAUCAAAUUUGAUAAACCAUCUCUAAAUUUAGUUGUUGACAAACAAACAGGUAACAAAAAAAGAAAGAGUGGUGCUCUAAAUCAAAAAAUUAUCAAUCAACGUGAUACAAUUGUUAUGCAUGAUUAUCUCGCGAAUAAAACUGUGUGUAAUGAAGCUCAUAAAACACUUCAAUUAUUUUUAAACACCUUGUCUUCAAAUUUGAAAGUUCUACAAUUCAAAAUUUUUCAAAGUACAAUCAUGGGUUUGCUAUUAGAAAUUAUUAAAUGUCAACGACCAAAUGAUUAUCCUCUACCGUACUAUGACAAUUUGUGCCGUCUUAACUUGUACAAUUCAUUAUUAGCUUUGAUUAUAUCACCACAUCCACAAUGUAUUACACAUACAUCUGUAGCAUUACGUGUUUUUACUUUUGGUACAACUGAUCGCAAUGAAAAAGUAAAAGAAGUUUGUAGAUCAUCAUUAAGCGAGCUUGAACAUAUUAUUCAUCCACGUAAUGAUACACUAUUUUUCCCUCUUGAAAAUGAAAUAGAAAUUCCGCCAUGUGCUCAAAGUACUAUACCAGAAAACAAAACUCAUUUUUUAAAUGAAAUAGUUGAAGAUUUGACUGUACCCAUUCAAGUGAAAGAAUUUAAAAAUGUUCUACCAAUUACAAUUCCACAAUCUACUCAAAGUAAUAUAUCAGAGAACAAAACUGAAAUAAUAAAUGAAAUAGUUGAAGACUCAACUAUACCCAUUAAAGCAAAAAAAGUUAAAAUUAUUAAUACUGAGAAUGUACAGCCAAAUACAAUUCCACAAUCUGUUCAAAACACCAUCCCAGAAAACAAAACUAAUAUUUUCAACAAAAUUGUUGAAGAUUCAACUUUACCCAUUGAAGUAAAGGCAUUAAACAAUGUUAAUACUGCAAAUGUUCAGCCAAAUACUGUAAUAGAAUCAAAUGAUGCUGAUAACAGUAUGGAUUCAAGCUCAGCUGACGAAUCAUUAAUUAAAAGAGAUUUGGAGUAUGAAGAUUAUACAUAUACUAAUAUUAUGAUGAAUGACUUUAUAGACAGUGAUUAAGAAUGUAAACAUAACUUUUAUGAGACUCAAAAUAUAUUUUUAAUAUUUUAUGCUUGGCACUUUACAGUAUGUUAUCACACCUUAUAAUCAUUAAUCAAAUAUAUAUAUUCAUAGACUUAUAGAAAUAGACGGAACAUUAGGUUUGAUAACGCAUGCAAGGGUUCUCUUAUUUAUAAUUUAAUAUAAUAUACCUAAGUUUAACAUAUUAAGUGAGUAGGUAGGUAACUUUAUUUUAUGACCACUCAAAUUACCAAUUAAAUUCACUUUCCUACUAGAAAAGAUGCUGAAAUAGAAAAUCAAAGCAUUUUUACUGCCUCAAAAAGAAAUGACUGUAACAAAAUUUAUAUUUUAAAAAACACACAUUAUAUAAUCAAUACAUUUAUUUUAUAAAAAUGUUGACGGUUUAAAUAAAAUAUAAAUUAACUCAUGAAUACUACUUAGUGCAAUCUAAAAUAAAUUUAGGAGGCCAAUUCCCGAGCCAUUAUUUUUUUGAGGGCAGCACAUUUUUGUGGGACCUUAUUUUUUUUUAAACAGAUUUACAAUCAUUUAGUCAAUUUCCAGAUCUGAUAAUACACGCGCUUAUUGGUUUGUCGUUGAAUAGGUACUUAAAUGUAUUGUUCCUAGUCACACUGGUAUACGUGGUAACAAGAUUGCCGAUAAUUUGGCUAAAUCCACCUCCCGUCAAAUUUGUCCCUCUCUUACACAUCUACCACAAUCUGACUUUAUUCCAUUUUUAAAACGCUACCUAUCUAGUCUAUGGUCUUCCUAUUGGCAUUACUUACCGGCUGAGUUCGCUUCGAGAUAUAGACAUAAAACACCUGAUAUCAAAAAAAAAAACCUGGUUUAACAACCUAAAUUUACAAAGAUCACAUAUAGUACAAUUUAAUCAUUACAUAUAGGACAUUGCUUAUUUCUAGUCACUCUUUCAAACUUGGACUAAACGACUUACCUCUUUGUACACUUCAUACAAAUGAGUGUAUCUGUGACCUUCCUCAUAUUUUAUUUAACUGUCCUGCCCUCCGGCUUAAAAGACAAAUUCUAUUUAACAAUCUUAUAUCUCUAAAUAUUCCUCUCAAACUUUACUCAAUCUUAAACAUAAAAUCUGAAAUAGCUAUUAAAAUGAUAAUCGCCUUUAUACUGGAGGCUGGCUUCAUUAUAUAUCAUUAUAUUGUUAUAUUCUGUGAUAUAGUAUAUAAGAAUUUAAUAUGAUGUUAACCCUAAUUUUGUAUUGUUUUGUUUUUAUUAUGUAAUUGUCAAGCUAUCAUAGUUUAUACUAGAGGCUUUAAAAAAAAAAAAAAAACGUAUUGUUGAUAACAAGAAUAUGUCAUAAAUUAUCAAUUAGUCAAUGUAAAGAAAACAAUCCUUUAUAGUCACCAUCAUCGCUCACGGUGAACUAAAAAUAAAAAAAGGUGGAUAAGUGGAUGUCGCUCUGCUGUACAG
Metopolophium dirhodum (rose-grain aphid) is the source of this 3746-nucleotide messenger RNA. RefSeq names its product proline-, glutamic acid- and leucine-rich protein 1-like. Gene Ontology annotation, biological process: rRNA processing. Gene Ontology annotation, cellular component: nucleus. Bases 174 to 2306 code for a protein of 710 amino acids. The record is from RefSeq and is a predicted model, not a curated record. The transcript has 12 exons. Lineage: Eukaryota; Metazoa; Arthropoda; Insecta; Hemiptera; Aphididae.